Messenger RNA from Scheffersomyces amazonensis, 1542 nucleotides. RefSeq lists its product as uncharacterized. The record is from RefSeq and is a predicted model, not a curated record. Gene Ontology annotation, molecular function: Hsp70 protein binding. Gene Ontology annotation, biological process: protein refolding. The coding region runs from base 347 to 1468 and encodes 373 amino acids. Lineage: Eukaryota; Fungi; Ascomycota; Pichiomycetes; Serinales; Debaryomycetaceae. The transcript has a single exon. Gene Ontology annotation, cellular component: cytoplasm.
UGGAUCUUCUUUCACCUGGACAAGCUUUGUUUUGAAUGGUUAAUCUUGUUAGGUCCUGUAGUUCUGUUAAUUAGUAUUAUAGUUAACCACUUGAAUUAACUUAUAACUUUAGUUAAGUAAUUUAAAGUUUUAAGUGGGUUGGAAUGUUAUAUAUAAGAAUUGAUAAAUCCGAUUAAGUCACGUGCACAAGCACGCACACAAAUGGAUUCACAUCCUCACCGCAAUAAUCACCAAGCGAAAUGUUGACGUGUAAUGAAAAAUUUCGAGACAUGGGUGUGUAACUAAUUAAUUAAAUAUACUCUGUUAUUCCAUUAGAAUUAGCUGGUGAUCUUAAGUAAGAUCUAUAAUGAGAGUCCUUUCAAUAAUACUAUGCAUUAGUUUGUUUAUAAUAACAUUUGCCAUGGCAAAUAAAGAUUAUUAUCUGAUUCUUGGUGUUGAUAAGAAUGCUAAUGAGAAACAGAUCAAAUCAGCAUAUAAGCAAUUAAGUUUAAAAUAUCAUCCGGAUAAAAAUCCUGGUAAUGAAGAAGCUCAUGAAAAGUUUCUAGAAGUUGGUGAAGCUUAUGAAGUAUUGGGAAAUUCAGAAAAGAGAUCUAAUUAUGAUCAAUUUGGUGAUCCAAAUGGUAGACCUCAACCACAGCAAUUUGAUUUUGGUGAUAUGUUUGGUCAUUUCUUUGGAGGUCAAGGUGGUCAACCGGGUCAAAGAAGAGGUGAUAGUACUCAAGUUAAUAUGAAUGUUGAAUUAAAGGAUUUUUAUAAUGGUAAGUUAUUGGAAUUCGAUCUUCAAAUGAGAAAUAUUUGUGAUGUAUGUGAUGGUACCGGUUCAAAAGAUAAAAAGACUCAUACUUGUAGGAAAUGUGAUGGGUCUGGUUACAUGACUAUAAGACAUCAAUUGGCUCCAGGAAUGUUUCAACAAGUCAGAACCGGUUGUGAUGAAUGUGGUGGAAAGGGUAAAAUUAUUACCAAUAAAUGUAAUUCAUGUCAUGGUCAUGGAGUCAAGAAUGGUCAAAGGCAUUAUGAAGUUUAUGUAAAACCUGGUCAACCUAGAGAUUCUAAUAUUGUACUUCAUGGAGAAGGUGAUAAACAUCCUGAUUUAGUUCCAGGUGAUCUUAUUAUAAAUUUAAGAGAAGAAUUCUCCAAAGGUUGGGGAUAUAGAAGAAUUAACAAUAAUUUAUACAGAACAGAAGUAUUAACCUUAAAUGAAUCUAUAACAGGAGGAUGGCUGAGACUUUUGAAAUUCUUUGAUGAUACUGAAGAUACUAUUAAACUUUCUAGAAAAGAGGGACAAGUAGUUACCCAUGGUGAGAUAGAAGUAAUAAAAGGAAAAGGUAUGCCUGUUUAUGAAGAUCAUGAUCAUGAUGGUACUGGUGAAGAAUAUGGUGAUUUAUUUAUUGAAUAUAAGGUAGUUAUUCCUGGCGCAGAUAUUAUAGCUGAGUAUAAUAAGAAUAAUCCUGUUAGGGAUGAAUUAUAGAGAUUAGAAGAAUCAUACUAUUUUUGACAUAUAUACAUGUAGUUAUAGUUAUUAAUGCAUUAAUUUAAAUUGUA